Molecule: messenger RNA, 789 nt
Organism: Symbiodinium natans
Lineage: Eukaryota; Dinophyceae; Suessiales; Symbiodiniaceae
Source: the annotation of a GenBank genome assembly
AUGUAUAAAGAAGCCUGCUGCCGAGAUAAGUCUGCUUGGAACACGAUGCGUUGUGGGAUGCCGGACUUCAGCUACAUCACAUUCGAGAAGUGCUGUCAGGGUUCUGAAUUUUACAAUGCUGCCGAGAAGUGCCUCUUCAGCCAGUCGCAGCAUGGCGAAGAGAACGCCAUUGUUGAAACUUUCUCCUGGCAAGAGAAGCGGGGUGGAGUUUAUGUUGAGAUUGGUGCGUUCGAUGGCAUUACCUACUCAAACACCCUGCGGCUGCACAGCUGCCUCGGCUGGACAGGCAUCUUGGUCGAAGGCAGCCCUCGCAACUACGCGCUGCUUCGGCAGAACUCGGCCGUGGCACGCCCCACCAACGCGGUGGCCCACUAUGGCGCUGUCUGUGCGCCACCGCAAACGCACGUGACCUUCAUUGUGAACCAGGAUGGUGCAAUGGAUGCUGAUGUGCAGCAUAUGUCACAAGAGGUCAAGAACCACUACAACGAGACUUUUUUCGGGCACGUGGAGAGUAUCCCAUGCAAGCCCAUGUCUUCGUACUUGCACGUGAAGCACAUCGACUUCUUUUCGUUGGAUGUGGAGGGGUCUGAGCUCGAGGUGCUGCUAACCAUAGAUUUCACCGAAGUGACGGUGGAGGUCUUCAUGAUCGAGUUCCAUAAGUUCGACCCAACAAAAAGCUGGAAGAUACGCAACUUGCUCAAAAGCCUUGGCUACGUGGAAUGCCAACACAAAUUGGACAUCAACUACCUCUUCGUGAGGAAGCAUGGGCCCUAUGCUGGAAAAUGUUAA